This is a messenger RNA of Mercenaria mercenaria, 4185 nucleotides long. RefSeq lists its product as uncharacterized. Bases 1035 to 2300 code for a protein of 421 amino acids. The transcript has 3 exons. NCBI's taxonomy places the organism in Eukaryota, Metazoa, Mollusca, Bivalvia, Venerida, Veneridae. The record is from RefSeq and is a predicted model, not a curated record.
AUAAUCAAACAUCAACAAAACACAGGAAAACUGUGGUUAUUGCGGAUUAUAUCACAGAGAAAAUUGAUUUGUUUAAAUUAUACAAAUAUAAAUUAAUAAACUUUUGGUAGUAUGUUUAUUUAUGUAAUGUAUCCGUGUUGACCACGCGGCAACAUUUCAAUGGAGACCUCUUCUACAGUGAUUUGAUGACAGUAUUAUAUAAAUAUUAAUUCCAUUCUUAAUGAAGAAUAAUUUUGUUGUUUUAAGAACGAGAGACAAAUUGCAAUUUAAGGUUAACUUUUCACAGCAACAGUGUAACACAUGUCUGCUUAGAGGUUAUACAGAACAAAACUUUAAGAAAACCCUGCUGAAGAAUUCUAAAUAUGGACAAUAAACUUAACUGUUGAUGUGAACAGUCUUUCAACAGAAAAAAAGCCAGUGUAUGGAGUGAUGUGAAAGGGCCAUUCCCAGAAACAAGGCUGUAUGGACAUUUAUUACAGUUUACAAAACAUUUUCUGUGAAAUUUCACAAUUACUGUGGCAUUACUAAAGUGAAUAUUCAAAGUACUGUAUGACGGAAAGAUUACUUCAGCGGUUUUACUUGUCGUGCUUGUUUUGCUGUUAAGGACAUGAAAAGUCUUAAAGAGCUGCCAGUUCUGUGUGUUUAAUCCGCCUUAAUGCCACUGCAAGUGAAGUGCACUUCUGCAGCGCUUUUAAUCAAAAUCUUUUAAUCCGCUUUCAAGUUUCCAUUGUUAUACAAUAUGCGUUCUAGACUGGUAUUUGAAAUGAUCGACAUAUGGACAACAUUUCUCUGUCAGAGCUGAUUAGUUGGCAAAAUCAUUAAGUAAAGACCUGCAGAAGCAUAUCACUUGAUUUUUUAUCCGAAGGAUUACGAGAAAUGCUUUUACAAUAAAGCGAAAGUCUCCAUAAAAUUCCUAAGUCUGCCUUACUUUUGCCCUUCAUAGGACUGCACUAAUACCUUUAAAUCAAAUCAAUAAACUGCUGUUUUACAAAGAGAAUUUUAAAUUAAAUUAAGCCAUUAAAAAGAAUUAAAGUAUGAAUGGCCCAAUAAUAAACCCACGAGAUUUCGAGUAUUUAACCCAGAGCGAUCAAGAAUACCUCUAUACUAUCGAGAGAUUGUAUCUGUUAAACAGUGGUAAACUUAAACACUUCCAUGUGUUAGGGCCUUGGCACCAGGUAACAUCGAGUCAGUUAAAUAAAAUUGUGGAACGUGUAGCAACACCAAACCCAAGACCAUGCUCUAGGGGUCACGUUAAGGGACUUUGGUGUGUAGAAGAUCCAGAUUAUAUCACAGGACCUACAAUAUUGAAAUAUCAAGGAUCUGGAAGCACUACACCAAGAAGUGGAGUUUCUACACCGAGGACACCAAGGAAAGUUAAAAUUCAAACAACGCCAAAAAAUAAGUACUCAGUACCACGAAAAUACCAAGUAGUGCCGAAACCAACACCUUGGAUUAUUAUGGAACCAUCAAAGAAGAAAAAUUUCAUUGUUGACGAUCCACCUGAUCCUUCAUACAGAGAAACAUCAGCCAGUCUGCCACGAUCCGCUCAGACUCGAAGGUCAAUUGCAACAUCAAGGCCAAGCACUGGACGUAGCUCACAAUUUGUUAAAAGUCAGUACAGUACGACGGUGACACCAAAUGAACUGAAUGCCAUUGUUGAGCGGGUGACAAAACCUACACAUGCCAGCAAAGGUGGGGUAGAUCUUCAAGAAAAAUACAGAAACAAAGACUAUGUUUAUGGGUCAAGGGCAUGCACUCCGAACAUCAAGCAUAUUGCUCAACCGACCAUAUCCAGCCGUGGAGGUAAGGACAUUGCGGAGAAAUUUGAAAGCAAGGAUUAUGUUUAUGGAUCAGGAACUGUAACUCCAGAUAAGCUAGAUAACAUUGUAAGUAGAAUUACCCGCCCCACUGUUGCAAGCACAGGUGGCGCUGGUGUCGACAGGCAGUACACAGAUUUUGUCUAUGGAGAGCAGAAAGUUUCAAAGGAUGAAGUGAAUGAAAUAACCGAGCGUAUUAGCAAACCGACUGUCUCAAGUCGAGGAGGAGUGGAUUUACAAGAUAAAGAGUUUGUGUACAUAAAACCCCCAAAAGUUAAGACAAACAUUAUUAUACCAGGACUAGAUAAGAAAUUCAUUGGAAGGAAAAAACUGUCACAAGAUGAGAUGAAUGAAAUCAUUGAAAGACUCACAAAACUUACACCGGCUUACGAAGCUAAAUUUGCUGUCUGUCCACAUGUAUGGAAAGACACUUCAGCCAGAACUGGACCUGCCCAUCAACGUGACAGUUUAGUAGCAUCCUAGAACAAUUAGCACCUUGGUACAUAUUAAUUUACCAUUUAAAUCCAAUGUACACAAUAAUAUAAGUAAUAAACUGACUUAAACUCCGGUCCUUUGGAGAGAUAAUUAAAAAUAAUAGUAGAUUAACAUGAUUUUAUUUUUAUGAUAUCUAAUAUUUUGCAAAAAAGUCUGGCUUCAUUAAGGUAGCAUAAACUGUCUGAGUAUGUAGCCGAGCUACAAUUAAAGAAUAUAUUGUUUGAACAAGGAGCUGUAUGAUUCUGACAAGUCACAAUUUGUGUGGUUCAAGUCCACUAAUAAUUAAGACAUAAUAUGAAAGUGUUUGCUGAAAAGACAAUAUAAACAGGAAAAGCUUAUACAUUGUACAUGUUUAAAUACAUGUUUAAAGGUGUAGUAUGUACUAAAAUAUAUUUAUCAUUAUAGAUUUUGAUUCAAAUCUACAAAUCCUGCUCAAUACAUUUAACUUGGCUAAAUACAUUAGCUAACUGUGUAAUUUUACCUAUGUUGUAACAGACAUUUAUUUUAAAAAAAUCAUUUUUAGUUUUGUUACAUAAUUAAUACUGCAUUUACUUAUAAAUUUAUUAGCGUGCAGUGUUUUAAAGCAAACACACAUUACUCUUUAUACACAAACAUUUAUGUUAUGUGUGCAUGUGAUACAAUGAAGUAAUUUUUCAUAUUUUCAAAAUUUAAGCAUUAUAUAUCUUUAAUGAUAGUUCUCCAUGAAAUUGCACAAACAUGUAUUUGUCAAAUUGUUACCAUUUUUAUGGUGUAUGUCUUAAUUAAUCAUAUAAUUGCUGGAACUAUUUAUUGUAUGAUUUUAUGUUUGGAAUUUACCUCUUUUUGCCAUAAUUUUAGUCAGACAUGGGCUUGUAUACAAAAAUUAUAUACCAAUAAGCUUCAUUUCAAAGUCUGUAGGCCAUCUCCAAAUUAUUACUAGCCUAUUUGAAUGAUUUUAUGAAUGUACUCAGAAAUAGUCAAGUAUUAAGUAGAGCUGUUAGACUGGUAUUCAAACUCUUGUUUUAUAACUGUCUGACUGGUUCUUUCUAUUUCCUGCUGAUUUGUCAAUUUUGUAUUUUAUGUAAAAACUGGACUGGGUGACAUAAAAAGCCUAUAAUAUCUGCCAUAUAACUGCUAUGUCUGCUAAAAGUUCCACAGAGUUAAGCCUAAAGGAACAUAAAAUUCUUUUUACUUCUCUGCUCUAUUACAUAUCUUCCUCUCUAUCGCUCUAUCACUAUCAUCAAGUGUUUUCUAUUUUAUCAGAGAUUUAUCAUAGAGUUUUCUGUCUGAUGUGAUGAUCAAAUUGAGGACACUUUCUCUGUAUGUGUGCUUAUCAAAUUAAGGACAUGUUCUGUUCAUGCAGUGAGCAAAGUGAGGACAUUAUCAUGUGUGCAUGCAGUGAUUAUUAAAGGGACAUCCUUCAUGCAAUAAGAGGUUGACUAAAAAUGGAAUUUUAGCCAUGCUGUAUUCUAUACUCAUAAACUAUACAAUUCAGUUCAUUGACAUUUUAAUCUUUCUAUACAUCCAAUGCGACAAUCCCAUUCAUAUAUUGCAAACUGUGUUCCAGUUACAUCUUUCUCUUUCUGAAAUGUUUUAUAUAUAUGUAUUUUUUCUUCGUUUAGAAAAAUCAAAACAUAGAUUUGCAGAGCAUUGUUAGAAUAUAUCAGACUGCAGAAUUCUUUAUACAUGUGUGUUUCAUGAAAAAUUAUCAAAAUUUAUUAUCAACUUUUGUUGAAAUUUGGUGUCACAGAUUCCUGUAUAAAUGAAUCAUAAAAAUGCUGUUUUAAACUAAAAAUUGUUUGAUUUAAUUGUAUAUUUUAUUCUAGUGAUUGUAUCUAACUGUAAUCAUUGUAUAUAAUAAAAGUAAUUUGGCAUUUGCUACUCUACAACUUUG